GGUUGCUUCCGCUGUAGCUGCCGUCAGGUAACUUGACCUGCCAGGCUCCUUUUAUUUUGAAAUGGUGGACUCUGCUCGCUCAGAGAAAAUCGCUCCGCGGUUUGAUUUCACGGAAGAUGCUGAAGAAACGGGAGCUGUUGCUUUCCGAGAGACAACCUUCCAGUGAUGAUGAGACCAUGGUCCCAGUACUAACCUCCAGAAAAGCCAGUGAACUCCCGGUCAAUGAAGUAGUGUGUAUCCUGCAGGCUGACCAGCAGUUGGGUUUGACCCAGGAGGAGGUGAGCCGGAGGAGGGUGUACCACGGCUGGAACGAGUUCGACAUCAGCGAAGAGGAGCCGCUAUGGAAGAAAUACAUCUCACAGUUCAAAGAUCCUCUCAUCCUGCUAUUGCUGGCGUCAGCGGUCAUCAGCGUCCUCAUGCACCAGUUUGAUGACGCCAUCAGCAUCACAGUGGCCAUCAUCAUCGUCGUGACAGUUGCCUUUGUCCAGGAGUAUCGUUCAGAGAAGUCUUUAGAGGAGCUCGGGAAGCUGGUACCUCCAGAAUGUCACUGUGUCAGGGAGGGAAACCUGGAGCACAUGCUGGCCAGAGAGCUGGUUCCUGGAGACACCGUCUGCCUGUCGGUGGGGGAGAGAGUCCCAGCAGACCUCCGCCUCUUUGAGGCGACCGAUCUGUCUGUGGAUGAGUCCAGCCUGACGGGGGAGACUACCCCCUGCUCCAAAUCCACCUACCACCAGCCGGCAUCCACCAAUGGAGACAUCGCCUCCCGUAGCAACAUCGCCUUUAUGGGGACGCUGGUACGCUGCGGUAAAGCCAAGGGCAUCGUCAUUGGAACCGGUGAGAACUCAGAGUUCGGGGAGGUGUUCAAGAUGAUGCAGGCCGAGGAGGCUCCAAAGACUCCGUUGCAGAAGAGCAUGGACCUGCUGGGGAAGCAGCUGUCGCUUUACUCUUUCGGCAUCAUCGGGGUCAUCAUGCUGGUGGGCUGGCUGCAGGGGAAGAGGAUCAUGGACAUGUUCACCAUCGGAGUCAGUCUGGCGGUCGCUGCCAUCCCAGAGGGUUUACCCAUCGUGGUGACGGUGACGCUGGCACUCGGCGUGAUGCGAAUGGUGAAGAAGAGAGCCAUCGUCAAGAAGCUUCCCAUCGUAGAAACUCUGGGCUGCUGUAAUGUGAUCUGCUCAGACAAGACGGGAACUCUGACCAAGAACGAGAUGACCGUCACUCAGCUGUUCACGUCGGACGGACUCCAUGCUGAGGUGACGGGUGUCGGCUACAACGGAGCCGGAGAGGUUUUACUAGACGGAGAGGUCAUUCACGGCUUCUCCUGCCCUUCAAUCAGCAAAAUUGUAGAGGUUGGCUGUGUGUGCAACGAUUCGAUCAUCAGGAAUCGAAACCUGCUGGGUCGACCCACUGAGGGAGCGCUCAUCGCCCUCGCCAUGAAGAUGGGCCUGGAGAGCCUGCAGCAGGAGUACGUCCGUCUGGAGGAGAAUCCGUUCACGUCAGAGCAGAAAUGGAUGGCAGUUCGCUGUGUUCACCGCACCCAGCAGGAUAAAGCUGGGGUUUACUUCAUGAAGGGAGCCUAUGAGCAGGUGAUUCGCUUCUGCAGCUCGUACAACAGCAGAGGAUCCACGCUUCCCCUGAACCACCAGCAGAGGGAGCUGUACCAGCAGCAGAUCAGCUACAUGGGCACCGCUGGGCUCAGAGUGCUGGCGUUUGCGGCGGGAUCUGAGGUGGGGAACCUCACCUUCCUGGGUCUGGUGGGCAUGAUCGACCCUCCAAGGUCGGGGGUCAAAGAGGCCGUCGGCACGCUCAUCAGCUCCGGAGUCGCCAUCAAGAUGAUCACUGGAGACUCCCAGGAGACCGCCGUGUCUAUAGCCAGUCGUCUGGGUCUGUACUCUAAAGGAUGUCAGUGUUUGUCCGGAGACGAGGUGGAUCAGCUGGACCUGCAGCAGCUCUCCCAGAUCGUCCCCAGAAUAGCUGUGUUUUAUCGAGCCAGUCCCAGACACAAGCUGAAGAUUGUCAAGUCGCUGCAGAACAUCGGCGCCGUGGUCGCCAUGACGGGUGACGGGGUGAACGACGCCGUGGCUCUGAAGGCCGCCGAUAUCGGAGUGGCGAUGGGCCAGACGGGCACCGACGUCUGCAAGGAGGCGGCCGACAUGAUCCUGGUUGACGACGACUUCCAGACCAUUAUGUCGGCCAUUGAGGAGGGAAAAGGAAUCUACAACAACAUCAAAAAUUUUGUUCGCUUCCAGCUGAGCACGAGUAUUGCAGCAUUGACACUCAUCUCCUUGGCAACGCUGAUGAACUUCCCCAACCCACUGAAUGCCAUGCAGAUCCUGUGGAUCAACAUCAUCAUGGACGGACCUCCAGCUCAAAGUCUGGGUGUGGAGCCUGUGGACCGAGACGUGAUCAGGAAACCUCCCCGUAACGUCAGAGACAGCAUCAUCACCCGAAGCCUCAUCGUCAAAGUGCUGGUGUCAGCGCUCAUCAUCGUCUGCGGGACGCUGUUCGUCUUCUGGAGAGAGUUGCAGGACAAUGUCAUCACUCCUCGAGACACCACCAUGACCUUCACCUGCUUCGUCUUCUUCGACAUGUUCAACGCUCUGAGCUCACGUUCUCAGACUCGUAUGGUCCAUGAGAUGGGACUGUGCAGCAACAGGACAUUCUGUUACGCUGUCCUGGCUUCCAUCAUGGGUCAGCUGCUCGUCAUCUACUUCCCUCCUCUGCAGAACGUCUUCCAGACGGAGAGUCUCAGCAUCUUCGACCUGCUGUUCCUGGUCUCCCUCACCUCCUCCGUCUGCGUCGUGUCCGAGGCCAUUAAGAAGGUGGAGAGGUGGAGGGGAGUCGAGCGGAGCCCCCCCAACGACUGCUUCAACGAGGUAUGACCCGACCACCGUCCGAGCCGGAGGACGAUGAAGGUGACGUUUCAGGAUCUCACACCUGAUGGCACUGACUCACUAAGACUGCAAAGACUUUCCUGUGAGAUCCUCAGAUGGAGGAGAAACUCUGGUCUGAGACUGGAGGACGCUGCUGGCUUCGGGACGAGGGGACGGAGGGGGACUGGACUUUAAACUGUUGAAGACAUGAUGUGCUGCCGGGAGGUCCGACCCGGUGCUCGGCAUCUUUACCUCCACAGUUUGAACCCCACUUUGGGGAAACAUCCGUGGUCCGACCACGCCUUCCUGUCGGGACGCGGCUCAAUAUUUAGGAUGAGAAAUCAGACGUGUGCAAUUCUUGGUGUCCUCCAGUCGUCUUUUUAUAAUCUGACAUUUAGAAGGUGUUGACCACUACGCAGCUUGCUUUUCACGGUGGAACAUGGUAACUUUAAACUCGCAGGACGGCUUGUUUUAAUCCCUCUAUGGGUGUGCUUAAAGUACAGGGUGGAGGUGUAAUGGUACAAAGCUGAAAUGUUUAAUUUGUUUUAAUUUCGCUCAAAGUUAACACUUACAGAGACAUAUGGGUCUGAAGGAACAAAAGAUUUACGAUAAUUUAAAGAAAACGCGUUAACAGGGUACGUUAACCUGUUAACACAUUAAUGUGCUCAACCCUAAUAUAUAUAUUUAUUCAUCUAUCUGUCUGAAAUCUGGUGCUUCUGAAGACAUUCAGCCCUUCUCUUGAAAUGCUUGAGGAGUGAGAGAAAGGGAAAGCAUUUCUUCUGAAAGGCUGCACAAAUAUCAAUAUAAUUUUUUGCUCCCUAAAAUUGAAAUCGGCCCCCUCAAGAGAUUCUUUAUCAGUUGAGCUCUGGUAUGUAAACAUAAUUUCAGGGAAACAGGGUUAUUAGGAUUGAUCCUCGGGCAAUUAUGAAUGAAAUUUUAUGUCAAUCUUUCCACUAGUUGACGUAGUUGCACCGUUAACAUCCCCAGCCCUAGUCAUAAAGGAACAUUCCAUAUUACUUUCAUAUGCUUACUAUGGAGGUCUUUAGAUGCCAAUAUUAAAAUCCAAAUCAUUUAUUGAACAUAAAAUGAAAAGACAACAACAGAAGCUUACAAGUCCAAAGUUCUGGUGUAAAAGUUUCAGAGCAAAAUAUUUAUAGCAGGUGAUUUUGAGAAAACAAUUCCAGUAUAUAUUCUAAAAGAACAUUACACAACAUUCACGUUCUUUUAUAGAGUUCUCUGGCUGCCAGAAUCAUUUAUUCAAAUUAAAAUAGAAAAACAAUGCACAUGCAGAGGCUUAGGGGUCAAAGAAACUAAAUAUUAAAAGCAAUUGAACUAAAAAAAAAAAUGUAAUGUCCGCAUCAGACAUAGUUUACAGCUUCUAAUAAAAAUAAUAAAAUCUAAGUUUUUUUUAAUCAAAUUGAAAUUUUGAAAAAUGAGGUGAUAUGUGCUGUCUUAUUUGAAUAAAUGAUUUACUUUUAACGUCGGCAGGCGUAGAUUUCCAUACCACAGCAAUGAAACGUUGCUGUCAUUUUUGACUUUGACACACAGAAACAUGUUUUUCUACACAAUCUUUUUGUUUUCUAUCGAAGCCAAAGUAAACAUCUGAGUUGUGUGUUAAAUGUUGACUAAACACACAACCGUAUAAUCACUUUUUUUGUUGCUUUUUUUAUAUUUUUCAUUUGAGAAAUUUAAUGGAUCUUUAAUCCAGUUUUUGUGUCCUGAUCUAAAUCUGCCGUCGUGAAAGUGAAAUAACAAUGUUGAAAUCGGCCACUGUUUGUCUCGUGUCUCUAAAAAUGACUAUGAAACCAUGAACACUCUUACUUCUAAACAGUACGUCAUUGAGGCUGCUUGGUUCUCCUAAAUCGGUGGCGUUUGGUUUGUUUGGGCUGCUGAGAAUAAAACUUUGGUGCUGACUGAAACAGCAGUUUAUUAAAGGGACACUGUUGUGGAUUUGUUUUUGGUGUGAAAACAAAGCUAAUGGGAUUCAUCAUAGAUAUGCCGUUGUAGCGUCAACAGUUUAACCCAUUUACUGAUUGUGAAAACUGUCGAGGAAGGGAUCUGUUCUGAGGUUUCCAGCCUGAUUGCCGUGACCUCAAAAGGGGUCCUCAAGAUAACGCUGAAGGGUCACAAGAUCACAGCAACAAUCUCCAAACAUAGACAAAACACGCAGCUGUACUAAACAUUCUGUUGGUCAGCGCUGCUACUGAUAUUUAGCUGAUCUGUCUGUGUGUCUCUGACCCAUCCAGGUAAAUAAACCCACCUGGUUUCAGGUAAAUCUGACUUUAGAAACGCCUUAUUUCUCUCUGUCCAGACUCAUUUUUGGUCUCACAGCUGUCUGGUUUUUACAUCUGAUGUCAUCAGAGGCUUCUGCUGGACCGUCUCUGAUUUGCUUAAGACGUUAUCAUAAACUAUGCAUAUUUAAAGUGACAUCUGUGAAAUUUUAUGUUUAGAUCAGUUUUUUCCAAAUACCUGUCUGCCACUUUUCGCAGGUUUUUCACACAUUUCAAUUUCAGGCUGUUUGAACUAAGUCUCGGGGAAUAUUUAGGAGAACCAUUUUGAAACUCUAGAAUUCUUUUCAACCUUGAUUAGACUAUCUACCAAUAUUUUAGUUAUCUUUGCUUUUAUUUUUGUGACCAAGUGUUUCAAUUCAAAAGUAUUCUAUAUAUUUAGUUUUGUGUUAUCGUGACAUGCCGCUACAUACGGUUCAUAAAAUGUUAGUUUUUUUGGUACUGUGCUCAAAGAUGGGAUUUUUCAUGAUGACUUCAGUUUUUUAAAAAUUUCAACUCAUCUAUAAUCACAUUAUUUGAUCUACUUGUCUGAUAUUGCAGAUUCUAUUCAUAUUCAGAAAUAAAAAUGUCAGAAUUUUAUAGUUCCUCAGAUAUUGCUGUUCAAGUAGCCUCAGAUUUCAAUGUGCGGAAAAGAAACUGUUGAAAGUGUGUUGACAGGCAUUUUUUUAAUGUAUAUUUAAAUAUUUCAUAUAUAAAUCUAGAAUUUCACAAAUCUUUCUAAACAUCCGUGUUUUAUGCUAUCAAUUUUUCAGGCAAAUCAGUGAUGGUUGAGCCAAAAUUGUUGUGAAAAAUCUGAUCAUUUGAGUUGUAAUGAACCUCAGCUGAUGGAGACUCGAAGCUUCUUCGUUAAAAAAAAGUCACAUGCACCUAAAUGAAAAAGUUAGUUGCACCAGUGCAACCAGUGUAAACAGCUGCAACUCUGCCACUUUACCAAGUUGUUUUUGUCGUUAACUGGAGUCCGUAAGUCUGAAUAUGUUUAAUUUUAUAUUUAAAAUGGUGUAAAUGAUUUUAGCUCAAUUUCAGUUUUAAUUAACUUUUAUUCAAGAGCCGACGAAACUCCUUUUUUUUCCCGCUGUUUCAGGACUGAGAUUGCCUCCAAUGUCCUGUCUUAGUCUAAGUGAUCAAUAUUUAAUGGAUUCUUGCUUUAUCCAUGUUCGACGUCUGCAUUAAGUUUAAUGAAAAUCUGCCUGGUACUUUUUGUGUAAUCCUGCUGACACACAAACAUAACUGACAUGAAAUCAGAGAGGUUUUUCACCUCCUUAAAGAAAAGUUGCUUAUUUGAUUAUAUACAGGUCAGACAGAAUUCUACUUGAAGUUAAUGAAGUCUGAAGGUUUCUUAACAUCCUGAAACCUUGACUUUGCCCCAUUUUAAGGUUUUCUAGGGGCUAAUAAAAGUACCGUUACACCUCUACUGUAUGGGCUUUGUUUCUGUCACUCAUAUAUUAUGUUUUCACGUUCUCCUUGCACACUGAUUUAUUUAAAUUAAAAGGAACUCUGGUUUCAGUUGUA
Messenger RNA from Amphiprion ocellaris (clown anemonefish), 6667 nucleotides. RefSeq names its product ATPase secretory pathway Ca2+ transporting 1 (gene atp2c1). Gene Ontology annotation, molecular function: ATP hydrolysis activity; P-type calcium transporter activity; ATP binding. The record is from RefSeq and is a predicted model, not a curated record. The transcript has 27 exons. Gene Ontology annotation, cellular component: Golgi membrane; plasma membrane; endoplasmic reticulum. Gene Ontology annotation, biological process: intracellular calcium ion homeostasis; manganese ion transport; calcium ion transmembrane transport. NCBI's taxonomy places the organism in Eukaryota, Metazoa, Chordata, Actinopteri, Pomacentridae. Bases 117 to 2879 code for a protein of 920 amino acids.